Molecule: messenger RNA, 607 nt
Organism: Gallus gallus (chicken)
Lineage: Eukaryota; Metazoa; Chordata; Aves; Galliformes; Phasianidae
Product: multifunctional procollagen lysine hydroxylase and glycosyltransferase LH3-like
Exons: 5
Biological process (GO): peptidyl-lysine hydroxylation
Cellular component (GO): endoplasmic reticulum
Molecular function (GO): procollagen glucosyltransferase activity; procollagen-lysine 5-dioxygenase activity
Source: RefSeq, a predicted model, not a curated record
CUACGACGUGCUAUUGGCUGCCGGCCCCGAGGAGCUGCUGGGCCAUUUUGGCCGGGGGGGGGCACGGCUCCUCUUCUCAGCCGAGGCGUUCUGUUGGCCCCAAUGGGGGUUGGCCCCCGCGUACCCCCCCCGCGGGGAACGGGAAGAGGUACCUCAAUUCCGGAGGCUUGUGGGUUUCGCCCCCACCGUGUGGCGGUUGGUGCAGCGGUGGCGCUAUAGGGACGACGACGACGAUCAGCUCUUCUAUACCCGCCUCUAUCUCGACCCCGCCCUGCGGGCUGAAUUGGGUUUGGCGUUGGACCACCGCUCCCAAAUCUUCCAGAACCUCAAUGGGGCCAUCGAGGAGGUGAAGCUGCACUUCGAGGGGGGGCGGCCGCGGGUGCGCAAUGCGCUCUAUGGGACCGCCCCCGUUGUGCUGCACGGCAACGGGCCCACCAAGCUGCAGCUGAACUCAUUGGGUAAUUACGUCCCCAACGGUUGGAGCCCGGAGGGCUGCGGGGACUGCGACCGCGACGUCCGCCCUGCGUGGAACGGCACUGUGAGCUCCGCCCGCCGCCCCACACAUCCGUGGGGCCGCCUUACGGCCCCAUAAGUUCGGUCCGGCGCC